AGCGUGGAGAGCAGGAGGGAAGGAGAGCGGUGAGGCGGUGAGCGGGCAUCAACGGAGGCGUCGUCAGGAAUCAAAAGAAAGCCAAAAGUGAAACAACCACCGAAAAAAAAGCUGACUGACUGACUGACUGAGAGAACGUGAACGUAAACGUGAGCAAGAACGAGAACGAGACCGAGCACGAGAAUGAGAACGAAUGCACGAAAGCAAGCGGCCCACUAAAGCAGCGUAACAAAGAGCACAGCGCAAAAGUUGUGCAAAAGAAGACUUGUAGCUGCUCCGACGCUGCUGCACAGGCUGUGUUUUAUUAUUUUCCGUUCCAUUUGUUUAAACAAUUUUACACAAGUGGCUGCCACAGGGCGCAUUAACAAGCAGCGGCAAUUGCAACAACAAUAUCAACUACAGCAACAACAAUAUCAACCGAAACGGCGGCUGUAUAACAAAAAAAUAGAAAAAAAAGGAAGUGAGAAAUAUUUGGUGCAUAGCAAAAGGCGCGCGGGGUGGCAACAAACGGCCCAAAUACAUAACUGUUCAUAACUGAGUGGCAACUCCAAGGCAAAAAAAAAAAGAAUUAACAAAACCAAAGAACCAAAAUUAAUAUAUAUAGCAUUUGGCUGAAGUGAGUGAAAAGUGUUCAAUAAAAUCGAAAAUACAACUUAACAUUGAUAAAUGCAUACAUGCAUAUGUGUGUAUAUAUGUGAGUGCAUGUGUGUGUGUGCGAUGACAGCCAAAUGUGCUAAAUGUUGUAAAUUAUAGGCCAAAUUUUGCAUUGCGCAAAAAUAUACACAAACACACACAGACACACAGACACUCACACACACACAAAGCGGCCAUUCACAUCUACAACGUGCAUGUGCGUGUGUGUGUGUGCUGGUGUGUGCGUGCGAGCGAGUGAGUGCCACCCUACGCUGUGUAUUGGCGCGCGAGGCCAAGAAAGUGAGAGAGAGAGAGAGAGAGGCAACCAGAGAGAGGGGGAGAGCAGCCAGAGCGAAUGCAGGAAGAGAGCGCGCCUGCUGGACGUCGUGAGAGCGCGCGCACAUGUCAAUGACAGACAGCUGACUGGCGGAGCUACAAAACGAAAAUGAAAAUAAUCAUAAAGGCGAAAAACGAAGCAAAUAGGAAGAGCAGCACAUAGCAAAGGAGACAACAAUAAAAAAAGCGUAAAUGUAAAUUGUGCAUAAACUAUAAAAAAGAAGAUAAACACGACAAAUAAUUGGGGCACAGGAGAGCAGCGAGCACAGAGCUGGGAUAAAGGACAGCAACAACAAUAGCAACAACAACAGCAACAACGAACGCAUGCAUCUAAAACACACGCAAACAUAUCAAAAUAGACACACAUACGCAGGAAACGUCCAUUUACAACAACACAAACAUACAUAGGCUGAUAAUAGAGAAUUAAUUACAAUAAGAAACGAACAACGAAGAAGCUACCGCAACAUCAACAACAACAACAAAGGCAAAGGCUAAGGCAAAGGCAAAGCGGAACUGUCUGCCUGACUGUCGCUUGCACGCUGGCUGCUGCCGCUGCUGCUGCUGCUGCUGUUGCUCUCAGCGUUGCCAGCAGCAGCGCUCAUCGCUUUCGGGCAUUGCCAGACUCGAAUGCCGCUACAGCUGCAGCAAGCGCCACAAUAACAACAGCAACAGAAACUGCAACAGCAACUGCAAUUACAACUACUCUAGCUACAACUACAAUUGGAAUUACAGUUACAACUACGGCGAAUUCGCUAUUAACCCAUAGGCUGAGCAGUGUCAUAAAAUGUUGCUCUGCCGCCGCGUGGCUGCAAAGCGUCGCCGGUGUUGCGUUUGCUGCCGCCACAAACAAAGAAAAUGUGUCCAGCGGCAGCUCCACUAGCUGCAGCAUCCAGUUAGCCAAGCCCCCAACCUUCCGCCCACCCGCUUUGGCAACCAACGAAUAACACAAUAAAAACAAUAACAACAUCAACAACAACAACGAUUAAAAGACUUCAAAACGUGCAACGAACCAGUUUUCUGAAUGGAUAACUACAGAAAGAAGGUGCGUGCUAUGGAGCAGCGGCUCAGUGAAUGGCCAAAGCCCCAAGCACAACAGCAACAACAACAACAGCAGCAGCAGCAGCAGCAACACUCGCAACAGGGCACGGCCACCAGCUCGCCCAUACAUCAACAGCAGCAACAGGCAAUUGCCGCUGCAGCCUUGGCCGCUGCCUGCCAACAGAGCGUCACAGGCACAACAGGCGUGGCCGUAGGCGUGGGCGUGGGCGUGGGUGUUUGUCUGCCCAGCAACGAGGCGGAGAAGACAAUUAACUCACUGGAGAUACAAGUGGAGGAGCAACGACAGCUGCGCCUGCACGACGCACGCCAGAUCGAGGCCAAGGCCGCCAAGAUCAAAGAGUGGGUGAACAACAAGCUGCGCGAUCUUGAGGAGCAAAAUCAACUGUUGCGCGAACAGAACAUCAAGUGCAACCAGCAGCUGGAGCUGCUCAAGAAUCACAUAGCCAAUCAGUCGCAGCGCCACAGCAUUGUCGGGCCGGUCAGGAAUAGCCUGAGCCUGGACGUGCAGGACUUUGCGAGCACGCCGGAAACGCGACGACGCAGCGAGAGCCUCGACCCGCAGGAGAUCAUUAGCCGGCCAUUGACCAGCUCCUAUCCACAUCAUCAGCAUCGACGCAAUCUCUCCAUGGAGCCGCAGGAGCUAGAGCGCAACCUGGUCGCGGCCGUUGACGGCCUCACCCUGGCGCCGCUGUCGAGCAUCUCCAGCAAGGCGGCGCAGUCGGCGACGGCCAGCACACGGCCGGACAGCUCCGACACGGACACGGCGCACGACUAUGCCGAGAUCUAUACGCCCUCGUGCGAGAAGCUGCCCGCCUGGAUGAAGAAUAAUCCGGCGCUGAUGGCAAGCGGCGGCAACUCGAGCACCACAACGACCACCACCAGCGAAUUGGGCGUGCCCAGGCCGCCGACGCCGCCGCUGCAUCGCUUCCCCAGCUGGGAGGCGAAGAUCUAUCAGGUGGCCAACGACGGACUCGCUGGCACCAGCACCGCCGAGAGCAAUGCCAGCAAUGAGCCGACGCCGGACGUGCAGGAGCACAGUUUGACCCUAUCGAAUGGACGUGGCACCGCCCCAAGGCAUGGCCAUGGCCAUGGCCACGAUGCGAACGGUACACUGGGCAGCAGCGGCACGCCGGGCACGCCCCAGCCGCCGACGCGACAGCAACAAACCGCCAGCGGCGGCUUCUGUGAUAUAUCCGUGCCCGUCUAUGCCACGGUGAAGGGGCGUGCCUCACAAAUACGCUCGAUGCCCUUCACGGGCGACUCGAGCGACGAUUCCAGCGAUGGCGAGGAUCAUGCCGUCAUGCUGACACACAACUCGCACAACUCCUCCAGCACAGAUAAUACGGAGACCUCCACAUCCGGCAGCGCGUCGAGUCCAUCGAAGAGUCUGAAGACCUCCUCCAGCCUGAGCCCAGCCAAGCGCAGCGGCUCCGAGAGCCCCAAGAAUGCCAAGGCGCGUGUCCACACACGUUUAACCACACCACACCAGUCACAGCAACAACAACAAAAGCAACAGCAACAGCAACAACAACAGCAACAACAACAACACCAUUAUCAGCAUCAUCACACGCUGCCGCACCCGCAGGCGCCGGCAUUGGCGCCCGUGCACAAUGUACAGAGCACGCUGCCACGCCUACAUACGCCCACAACUGGCGCGCAGCUGACGCAACUGCGCGUGAGCCCUCACAUGCGUGGCACAGUAAUUUCAGAUCUUUCCUUUGAAUCAGGCCUCUCCGACGACUACGCCCUGCCCCCCGAUGCUGUCUCCGAAUCGACCUGCAUGGAUGCCUCGAUGCCGUCGCUGCUAAUGCGUCAAUCCUACGUGGACUCGCCGAGCAAGAAACUCGAAUCGCUCGAGAAAAUGGGUCACCUGGCCAAGCUGGGUGGCAAACUGAAGACAUGGCGCAAGCGUUGGUUCGUCCUGAAGAACGGCACGCUCAACUACUGGAAGAGCCAGCACGAUGUGCAGCGCAAGCCACAGGGCCAGAUCCUGCUGGACGAGGCCUGUCGCAUCAGCCGGGCAGAGGGUGCCUCUACCUUCGAGAUAGAUACGGGCAAAAAGGUCUACUACCUGACCGCCGACUCGCACGCCACCAUGGACGACUGGAUACGCGUGCUGCAGAACGUGCAGCGUCGCAAUGCCACCAAAUUGCUGCUCAGCCGGGACGAUCAGAAGCCCACGGUGCAGGGCUGGGUGACCAAGGUGAAGAACGGCCAUGCCAAGAAGUGCUGGUGCGUGCUCCUGGGCAAGAUGUUCCUCUACUUCAAGGCACCCGCUGAGACGAAUCCUUUGGGUCAAAUAAAUAUGCGUGAUGCACGCGUGGAGGAGGUCGAGCACGUGUCCGACUCCGACUCGGAGGAGCGCGAGGAUGCCGCACAGGAUCAGGCACGCCUCACCGUGGCCAUCUACCCGGCCCAUCAGGGCCCCACGUAUCUGAUUCUAUCCGGCAAGCCGGAACGCGACAACUGGCUAUAUCAUCUGACCGUCGUCUCGGGCGGCGGGCCCAGUGCGGGCACACAGUACGAGCAGCUGGUGCAGAAGCUCAUGGAAACUGACGGUGAUCCAAACUGCGUGCUCUGGCGUCAUCCCAUAUUGCUGCACACCAAAGAUACGAUCACAGCUCCCCUAUCCUCCAUGCACACGGAGACCAUGCAGCCGGAGGCUAUAAAGCUAUUCAAGAGCAUUCAGCUGUUUAUGUCCGUGGCCGUCAAUCAGCCGGGCAUCGAUUACCAUGUGGUGCUCGCCCAAAAUGCGCUGCAGCAUUGCCUGGAUAUGCCGGAGCUGCAGACCGAAAUGAUCUGCAUUCUGAUAAAGCAAACCUCCCGACAUAUGGGCCAGAAACUAAGUGUCGGUGUCCAGGUAAACAAGAAACUGGGCAAGCAAACGCGCCAACUACUAUUGUGCGCCACCCAAAGCCUGUUCACCUGUGAUACCCAACAGGCUGGCCAGGCUCAGGCCAACGGCAGUUCGCCCACAUCGAUACAGGCUCCCGUCGCGACACCCAUCAUCGACUGCAAGUCAAAUCCGCCCGCCUACAGCUUUGUUCAGGGCUGGCAGCUGCUCGCACUGGCCGUCUCUUUGUUUGUGCCCAAGUCCAGUCGCCUGCUGUGGUAUCUCAAGCUGCACUUGUCCCGCAACGCGGACACCAAAACGGAAACUGGCAAAUAUGCCGCCUACUGCGAGCGCGCCCUGGAGCGCACCCUGAAGAAUGGAGGGCGCGAGACGAAGCCAUCGCGCAUGGAGGUGCUAUCCAUAUUGCUGAAGAAUCCAUAUCAUCACUCCCUGCCGCACGCCAUACCCGUUCACAUGAUGAACGCCACGUAUCAGGUGGUUUCCUUUGACGGCUCCACCACCAUCGAGGAAUUCCAAACAACGUUGGCCCAGGAGCUGGGCACCCGCGAUGCCAACAACGGCUUCUGUCUGUUCAGCGAUGAUCCGAUUGAAAAGGAUCUGGAGCACUAUCUGGAGCCGCUGGCCAAGCUGUGCGAUGUGAUCAGCAAAUGGGAGACGGCGCUGCGUGAGAAGGGCUCCGGAAAGUUCGAGAACUCGCGCGUCAUCCAGCUGAGCUACAAGAACCGGCUCUACUGGAAGCACACCAUCAAGUGCGAGACGGACAAGGAGCGGCUGCUGCUCUGCUACCAGACCAAUGCGCAGAUCGUGCAGGGCCGGUUUCCGCUCUCGCGUGAGCUGGCCCUGGAGCUGGCCUCGCUGAUGUCGCAGAUCGACAUGGGCGACUACUCGCACGAGAAGUCGCGCGACGUGGGCCUGAAGGCGCUGGACAAGUUCUAUCCGUAUCGCUACCGGGACGCCCUCGGCGCCGAUCAGCUGAAGGAUGUGCAGGAGCUACUCAUAUCCAAGUGGACGCUGCUCAAGGGCCGCUCGACGCUGGACUGUGUGCGCAUCUAUUUGACCUGCUGCCGCAAGUGGCCCUACUUCGGCGCCUGCCUGUUCCAGGCGAAGCCACGCCAGUGCGAGCCGCACACCGCCGCCGGCACGCCCGUCGCCUGGCUGGCCGUCGCCGAGGAUGCGCUCAACGUGCUCGAGCUGUCGACGAUGGCACCCGUGGCGCGCUAUCCCUACAGCACGGUGAUGACAUUCGGUGGCUGCCAGGAUGACUUCAUGCUGGUCGUCUCGCACGACGACGGCACCCUGGCCGGCGGCUGCGAGCAGAAGCUGCUCUUCGCCAUGAGCAAGCCGAAGAUCUUGGAGAUAACGCUGCUCAUUGCGGACUACAUGAAUGCGCUGGGCCACACCGUGCCGGGCACACCGCAGAUGAAUUCGCUCACGCGCAACGGAUCGCAUCGCUCGCUGCGCACCUCCCAGCGACCGGGCGUCGGCGUUGGUGGCGUUGGCGGCGUCGCGGGGCUCACGGCAGUCGGCGCAGCUGGCAGCAUCACAGGCUUCUCCACAAAUGCCACCACCACGGCCCACAACACGCUCAACUCGCACGCCACCCACACGCUUAACUCCACGCACUCGCACACGCUCAGCAGCUCGCACCAUGCGGGCGGUACUGGCGGUAGUGGCGGUGCCGGCACCGGUGGUGGCAGCCACCAGGGCACGCUCAACUCGCAGUCGGGUGGCGGCCAUCAUCAGCAUCACCAUCAUCAUCCGCAUCAGCCGGAUAUACUGAAGAGCACGCCGGAUCAUCAGCGCAUCAAGUGAGCCGCGCCCAGGGGCGGGGCGUGUACAGAAGUGCAUAAAUAAGACAGACAGAGGAGAUGCAUCUAUAAGUAGAUAUAUACAACAUAUAGUAUAUAUAUAUGUAUCUAGGUAACGCCGUGCUGUACUGUACUGUACUUUGCGCGCUUCUCAACACUAAACAAGAACGUUCUUUCCUAAGCUAAGCUAAUAACGGUACUCGUACUCUAAAGCCCAUACAAGCGUAUAUUGUAAACAGAACUUUUUUUUUUUUGAAUAGCCUUAAGUCGUACCCCACGUCAGGUACAAGCAUAUACUAUACAUGCAUAUACAUACACACAUAUGUAUAUGCAUACAUAUAUUCAUUCUGUGUGUCUCUUCAACGAAUUUUCUUUUGUGAUUUUCUUUUGUACAGCAGUUUGUGCAAAUCGCGUUUCAGCACCUUCUUCUUGUUCUAUUCGUUUUCACUAUUUUACUCUCUCACCUAUGUAUACUCGUAUUGUACUAUAUACACACACCUUUAUAUAUAUACACACAUAUAUAUAUAUAUAUAUAUAUAUAGAUAUAUCCGAUAUUCUUGCUAAUUAAUGCUUCGUCACGAAUCUCACUUUGUCCCUCCAUGCUCAAAAACUGCCUUUUGAAUGUAGAUGAUGAAGAAGAAGAUGUAGAGAACAAAACCAAGAUAAUGAAACAAGCCAAAAACAACAACAACAACAAGAACAAAAUUAAGCUGAAAUUGCAAUAAUUUGCAUCAGGGUUUACCCUAGAGCAAAAGGGUUGAAGAAUUAACAAUUGUAUAACCAUAUUUUGUAUAGUGUUUUUCAUGUCCAGACAUAGGAUACAAUUUUUUUUUUUUUUUUUUUUUAUUAAAAUAUUUUUUUUUCACAACUUUUUUUUUAAGAUAAACGAAAGUGAGGAAUUAGAUAACGUAGAGCAUAGGCAUAGAUGGCAUAGAGACUAAACAUUAUCAUUAUGGCUUCUAGAGAGAGCACUUGAUAUAUUAAUGUUGUCUACAUAGUUACGGUGCGAAGGGAAGUGUUUGUAUUGAAUAUUUAUAUAUAUGUAUAUCAUAUCCAUGUUUUAUUUUUGAAAUAUCAUCAUUGUACGAUUCCUAAUUUGCAUAAUGUAUUUUUGAAAUCAGCUCAUUUCACAGCAAAGUAGGUUUUUUAUUCAAAUGUUAACAAAUCAAAAGAAAUGAAAUUAAAUACAAAUAUUUAUAUAAGUAAAAUAGUAAAAAACAAAACAACAAGAAUAGCCAACCGAACACAGCCAGAGCUUCUAGUGACAAACAACAUAAGAAACUUAAGCGAAAAUAGAAAUUCCAAUUGAUAUACAACAUAGAAACGUUCUUUUGUAAUUUAUACAAAGGAAACGUCCAAAGAAACAAGACACAAAAUUUAAUAAUGAAAACGACAACAAACAUUUAUUGUAUACAAAAUAUUGAGAUUUAUAUAUUGUAGUAAAAACCAAUUUUCCUAGUAAGUUAUACACUAACGCAAUCAAAGAAAAUACAAAAUUGCCGUAAAACAAUAAAUUAACACCAAAUAGCACUCCAGCUGCUGCUCCCUGUCGAUUGGCCGUUUUUACUAAGUAUUUGUCAAAGCACUUUCGAAUAUUGUUUCAUGUUUUCUGUUUUGUUCUGUUCUGUUUCGAAAGAACUUAUAAUAUAUCAUAUAUAGUAUAUACACGUACACACACACACACACACACAUACACACACAUUUAUAUAUAUACAUAUAUUUAACGAAUGAAAAUUAUACAAGCAUUAUAUAACUGUGUAAAUGGCAACAGCGCAUUUUUUUCCUAAUUGUAAAAAUUUGAUAUUAAAAAUUUAUAUGCAAAAUCGCAAAAAUAAAAACAAAAGCAAAAUAACAAAAGGCGACAUUCAACUAGUAUAUAUAAAUAUACAUGCAUAAACAUUUGUCAGCGCAUAUAUGGCAAGGAAUAGGCGAAUAUAUCAACACUCCAAAACAAAGGAAAUAAAUAUAUAUAUAUAUAUAUAAAGGAAAAAUUAAUCAUU
This is a messenger RNA of Drosophila mojavensis, 8690 nucleotides long. RefSeq lists its product as uncharacterized. Gene Ontology annotation, cellular component: cytoskeleton. The transcript is spliced from 10 exons. Lineage: Eukaryota; Metazoa; Arthropoda; Insecta; Diptera; Drosophilidae. Bases 1991 to 6694 code for a protein of 1567 amino acids. The record is from RefSeq and is a predicted model, not a curated record.